Molecule: messenger RNA, 1036 nt
Organism: Aspergillus welwitschiae
Lineage: Eukaryota; Fungi; Ascomycota; Eurotiomycetes; Eurotiales; Aspergillaceae
Exons: 1
Coding region: 334-750 (138 amino acids)
Source: RefSeq, a predicted model, not a curated record
GGUGUACUUUUCCUCGACAGGUGCCGGCAGGGUAUAAGUUGAUAUCGUCGUCAUUAUGGCUUUUCAGUUGAUAUUCUUCAGGUUCCUUUCAAAGACGACUGAAUGUGAAAGGGUCACUUUUGGGCAGUUAUAGAUAUGCAUACCUACCCGGCCGAGAAAUAACCACCCAGUAAGAGGGGUCUCUCGGACACGGGCCAGCAGAUCCUUGAUCAAGAUAAGGGCCGUGGCAAUCGUGCAUUGCGCGCCAUAUGCCGGCUGGAUUCGCGAUCACUUGGCGGUUCAGGGCAGUUUGCGGCAUUGCGAAGGGCGGGGUCGGGAUGGCGUGAUAAAGUUAUGUACCGGAUGGCAUCAUCGCAGGACUGCUCGAAGGACCAAAACUUUUGGCAAAGAACAUGCAAGUUUAAGAACAACACACUGAUGCCAAAAAAUGAGACUUGGUCCGUGGGUCUUUCGGAUUUGUGUCGUGGUAAGUGUACGGGGCUUGCACAGGGGAUCGCGGAAGUACUGCCUGCCUCAGCGUACAUGCCCCUGACUGAAGAUCGGCGAAUCACAGCCUGCGCUGGCAUCAGCUUUAUCAGAAAUGAUGUGAUACAAGAGACAAGGAACAGCGACCGGGACAAUUUUGGAGCAAAAAAAUCGGUCGCUGGGUCGUAUACAGUAGGCAAGGUCGAAGUGGAGGUCAGGACGAGAAUAUUUGAUAGCUCCAAGUUCCUGGUGACUGUUCAUAAAUUGCAUCCUAAUCACCUGUAAAUGCACAGGGUAGUAAUCAAAGAGCCAUUGACAUAUCCAGCAUCUGAUUGAUCCUGUGAGACGCUACACGCCAUGUCACCCUUGCUGGCUAUCAGCAGGCACCUUUAUCAACACACAAGCUGCGGUCGGAAUGACGUGCCUGCCAGUAAAUCGGUCAUGAUUUCCAAGCAAUGUCAGCGUCUCCUCUCGGCGACGGAUUGCCUUUAUGAGGGCAAAGUCGCUUGACUGUUAGCUGGUCAAAUUUACUCUCAUACUGCGCAAUUUCCACGAUGGCGUACAGUGAACG